AUCGCGAGUAUAUAAGCCCGUCACGGCUCAAGCCAGGCACCAUUCACCGCCACGCCAGACACUACACCACGUGCUCCUCUUUCCUCCCGGCGCUGCUCACCUGCCAAGACACAAGGAUGCCUUCCGCAGCCCUCACUACCAUCAGCCCUGGCAUCAUGACCCAGGUGGACCAGACACUCCGCACCCUGGGCUUUGACCUCACCAGUCUCGUCAAGACCUUCGACAUCAAGACAGUGGGACUCCUGACGCUGGUAGUGAUAGGGGCCAUCUUCCUCUUCGACCUCAUCCACUAUGGCUAUGCAGGCUACAUCGGCACCUCCUCCAGCUACACUUCCUACGGCCGCAGUCUUGUGACUGGCGCCGCCAAAGUAUGGGACCAGAGGGACCAGCUGGGACUCGCCUCAGGACUCCGCAACGGGCGUGACCUGGAUGCCAUGACACAGAUCCUUGACUCCAUCGCCGAUGCAAUCAUCAAGUAUGACGAGCUGGAGGAUAACGAAGUAGGACAGACCCGGCAGAGCAAGGACCUCUAAGGAUCCAACGCCGUGCCAUCCUGCAAAGGCCCCAGCGCAAGAAUGAGGGCUUUGUGUCCACCUGGCGCUCAUGCAUACACUGCCUCUCACCCUAACCUUGUACCACAGGUAGCAAUGCGGACAAGUCUUAUAGGAGCAUACGAGGCAUUUUAUAAACUUUAAUCAGUAAUGAUAAUACACAGCCUGUCUCUAUAUUGAUAAAAUCCAAUUUCUUCGAAAAUCUUCUCAAUUCCACUUAAAGUAUAAAUAUUAAAGAACUUAUAGACCCUAACCAGUUCGAAAUUCCAGACGAAAUCGUUUAUUUCUUUAUUGCCUAACGAAGAAAAUCAAUUGAUAAGAACGUAAGAAAAAUUGCAAGAGCUCAAUAGGCCAGUCCCAGUUUGAGACAUUACAUAUGUUAUCAGAUAACACAAAUGUUAAGAAGUUGCUAACUGAAGAAUGAAGGAGGAUGGUAGGUAUGGUCAGCCCUGGAGCUUUGUCUCAAUAACUGCAUUACAACAGCAUCAAAGGAUCUCUAUCUACAUGUUUGUCUCUCAUCUAGGAAGGUGAUGUCCUUUCGGUGUGAGUCUAUCUUGCUGGCAAAGAUGACACAUCAAGAUACUUCACCUUACUUUUAGUGUUUCUGUAUCUAUUAUCAUUGAUACUUAAAGCGUAUUUAUGUAUUUUCUUAACAAAUAAAAAUAUUGAUUUUUAUAUGA
This is a messenger RNA of Portunus trituberculatus (swimming crab), 1231 nucleotides long. RefSeq lists its product as uncharacterized. Bases 117 to 533 code for a protein of 138 amino acids. The transcript is spliced from 3 exons. Lineage: Eukaryota; Metazoa; Arthropoda; Malacostraca; Decapoda; Portunidae. The record is from RefSeq and is a predicted model, not a curated record.